Brassica napus (rape) is the source of this 2477-nucleotide messenger RNA. Its product is annotated as disease resistance protein RBA1-like. The record is from RefSeq and is a predicted model, not a curated record. The transcript has a single exon. Gene Ontology annotation, biological process: signal transduction. NCBI's taxonomy places the organism in Eukaryota, Viridiplantae, Streptophyta, Magnoliopsida, Brassicales, Brassicaceae. The coding region runs from base 1040 to 1537 and encodes 165 amino acids.
CUGGUUAGAAAAUUACAUUGAAUGCAGGUAGAGAUGAAUAUAUAGCAUCGUGAGUCAAACUUCCUUUGCAUAUACCAGUUUCUAAAAUUGUGUGAUCAUGAAAUAGUGGAAGAUAUAUUAGGAACUUUGUUUAUCAAUUUUUUUUAUUUUAUAUGUAUCAGUUACGUUAAUAACUGUUUUUUUUUUGCAUUGAAGUUUUUUUCUACAUUUGUAGUUUUUCUUUAAAUGUUAAGCCAUGUAUCAAAAUUUUAUUAGUCAUAUAACUCGUGCUUUAUUAUAUAAAAGAUGUCAAUUGGCAUUCUAUUAGGUUGUUUCCAUUUUACGUUUAAAGAAUACCAGAUUUUACGUACAUUUUCAAUUUAUAAUGGGAAAGUAUGUUUUAGAUUUUUUAAAAAUUAUAUUGCAUCCGAACUGAUCAGAAAUUACCAAAUCCGAUCUUUUCAUCAAUGGUAUAAAAUUCAAUUUCUACCAUUAAGAUUGUUACUUUUAGGUGGUUGCGUUUUUGCAAUGUAUUUCAAUAUUUUUAUUAUAGCAAAUUCUCUCUUGUUUUGUAUAUUCUCAGAAUAAACUAUAUGUGUGCUUUCUGAAACAGCAGUCUGUUUCUAAAAACCUUUUAAAAAGCAAAUUAAAUUCCUAGAGCUCAAAGAUUAACCUUCACAGGAGACGUGGGUUAGGCUUGAUAAGACUGUGGUCUUUUAGUCCGUUCCACAAUGCUCUUGCACAUUAUAUUGGUGUCCAAUAUUGCGACUAAUUAAUAAAAAUAGUUGAAUACAAUAAUGGUCUAAAAAAAGAAUUUUCCUAUUUGUAAAUUAAUAUAAUUAAAUCCUCGAAACUCAGAGUCUUCUUUCCAAAGUAAAUGACAACAUGUGCUGCCUUAAGAAUGAUUCAAGAAAAUUUGAUCGUGGAAUGAACUUAGUUUACAUGUUGUUGACUUGACUUGUUACCGUUGUCCUAUAAUACUUAACAAGAAACUGCGACAUUUUUCAUUCACUUGCACAUUGUCUCCUUGUCUCCAAACAUCCAAACAAAAACCUUAAAAAUGGCCGUCCAAGAACCAUUGGUUCCGCACCAUCAAGUGUUUCUUAAUUUCCGAGGAGAGGAGCUUCGUGACGGUUUCGUCAGUUAUCUGGAGACUGCAUUGAAAAACGCUGGGAUCAAUGUGUUCAUAGACAAAAAUGAAAUGAGGGGAGAAGAUCUAACCGUUCUUUUCCGUAGGAUCGAAGAAUCAAAGAUUGCGUUGGUCGUGUUCUCGAGAAGGUACAUGGAAUCAAAAUGGUGUUUGAACGAGCUGGUGAAGAUCAAAGAAUGUGUCGAAGAAAAGAAACUUGUGGCCUUUCCCAUAUUCUUUAAGGUCAACCCAAUUGAGUUAGAAGAACUUUUCUAUGAUGCACGUGAGAUUCAUAGCAAUGUGCAGACUCACAUUAUGGAGAAAUGGAAGGUGGCAUUGGAGUGUAUUAAGUCAAAGAUGGGCUUGACUUUGAAGGAACAGAGGUAUUGCUUUGGAUCCCUUUGUUUGAAAAUGUGCUAUUUUCUCUGAUGGAAAUCCUUGGAUAUGACAUUCUUUUAUGGGAAACAAUUAGUUAUAGAAAAGAAAAAAACAAUUAUUUAUAGGGGAAAAACUAUAGUCUAUGUCAUUUUAGGUAUUCAAUUCAUUUCAACAAAAUUUUGUUGGUAGCUAGACAUCUUAAGCAUGUAUAGUCGAAUGCAGAGUGUCUCUAGGCCUCUUGCAUAUUAUGAUUAGGGUGGUUGGUAACUUGGUAUGCUUUCAUGUUAUCAACUUUUGAUGUGGCAAUGAAGAUAAGCAUGGAAGGACUUGUAAUGAACCAUAUAGAAUGUAAAUCUUUUUUAGAAAUUUGACAUUCGACCAAUUUUUUCAUUUUUGUAAAUUUUGACUAAAAUAACAAUGUCCAUUUCAAAUUUAACCUAAAACAGCUAUAAAGUUAUGAAACCAAAUACUUAUUAAAUUAGAUUAAAAUUAAAUAUUGGGUAAACCAGAUUUGAUUUUUAAUUUAUUUAAAAUUCCCAAAAAUUGAAAUUAUUUUAAUUGAUUUAUAAAUUCAUAUAUUUUAAAUAUUUUAAAACUAGACAUAGGAUUUAAGAAGAAAAAUGGUAAUCUUCAUAUUUGAUUUUAAACCUUUACUAAAUUAUUUUAAAAAAGUUAUUGGAUGGAAAUCAAAUAGUACUGACCGGUUAACAGAAUUUUGGACAUAAGAGCUGCCAGCCAAUAAAAUUUCCACUUCUAUUUUGGUUUGGUUAAUUUGGUUUUGUGAUGCUUUUGGUUUUGGUAUAAGACCAAAAAGAUGUAGUAAAAAUUUUAAAAUUUAAGACAUAAUUCUAUUGAUAAUAAAUAUACGAAAACUCUUAUAUAAAUAUAUGGUUCCAUUUAAAUUAUAAAUUAAUAACUAGUAUCUGAUUUAAAACAAUAAGAGGGUGUGUAUUCAAUUUAGAAGUUGAUGUGGUAUGUUUUUAGUACAUCU